AAACAUUUUUAGUUAUGAUCUAGUUGAAAUAUAGAAAACAACUUGUGGAUCAGCGAAACUAUUAGAUUAAAAGUUCUUUUAUAAUACAUAUACCACCUAUCCGACUAUAUUUCUUUGCAAUGAAACCGAUUUUAAUAAUUGUGCUAAUAUCUGCCUUCAUAUCAACUGCAUUCGGCAUUGAUUGCUAUGACUGUGAAUCACUGAGUGACCCGCGUUGUAAUCAAUUUUUCGAGAGCAAAGGUGUCAGACAAACCGAUUGUGACGAUGCGGAUAUGCCAGCAUAUUUGCAUAAGUACGAGCGUCGCAUACCAGCUACCGGUUGUUUAACGAAGGUGCACGAAGGCUUGGAUGGCCGCCGUUUCUAUAUACGUCGUAGCUGUUAUUUCGGAGAUCCAGAAAAUAUAGACGAAGCUUGUGAUACCCCCGAUCCAUAUGUGCCCUGGGCCAAUUUGAUUUCAUGCACUGUCUGCACCGAGGACUUGUGCAAUGAAAAUAUGCCAUUGAACGGAGGACAUCAUACAACGAGUGCUUGGCCAGAAUUCGCAUUGAUCGGACUAACUUUGGCAGCAAUGACACUACACUGCGCACAUACACUCUUUAAAUGAAAUAAACAGUUGAUCACAUGUCUAUUUACACUCGUGAAUUAUUAAGUUAAUAAAGAUUUUAUUACUCCAAAAUAA
Molecule: messenger RNA, 680 nt
Organism: Zeugodacus cucurbitae (melon fly)
Lineage: Eukaryota; Metazoa; Arthropoda; Insecta; Diptera; Tephritidae
Gene: Ly6i
Exons: 3
Coding region: 120-605 (161 amino acids)
Biological process (GO): sleep; positive regulation of voltage-gated potassium channel activity; regulation of synaptic transmission, cholinergic
Source: RefSeq, a predicted model, not a curated record